Nestor notabilis (Kea) is the source of this 1246-nucleotide messenger RNA. Its product is annotated as beta-klotho-like. The record is from RefSeq and is a predicted model, not a curated record. NCBI's taxonomy places the organism in Eukaryota, Metazoa, Chordata, Aves, Psittaciformes, Psittacidae. Gene Ontology annotation, biological process: fibroblast growth factor receptor signaling pathway; carbohydrate metabolic process. Gene Ontology annotation, molecular function: hydrolase activity, hydrolyzing O-glycosyl compounds; fibroblast growth factor receptor binding; fibroblast growth factor binding. The transcript has 2 exons. The annotation marks the transcript as partial.
AUGAGCAGUCAACAACUGGAGAGAUUUGUUGCUUUUUGGACAUUGAUUUUCAUAAGGAUAGUUACUGGGCUUACUGGAGAGGGAAGAUCUGUGUGGAAAAAGGACCCCCACUUCAGCCCCGUGAGUGAAACACAGAUGUUUUUGUAUGACACUUUCCCCAAAGAGUUUCUCUGGGGUGUAGGGACGGGGGCUUUCCAGGUUGAAGGCAGCUGGAGGAAGGACGGGAAAGGUGUCUCCAUCUGGGACCGAUUCAUCCACUCGGAGUUCAGGGCUGCUGACAGCACAGAUGCCUCCAGUGACAGUUACACCUUGUUGGACAAAGACUUGUCUGCUCUGGAUUUUUUAGGUGUUACUUUUUACCAGUUUUCAAUUUCAUGGUCAAGGCUUUUUCCCACUGGAGUGGUAGCAGCUCCCAAUGAAAAAGGACUCCAGUAUUAUAACACCCUUAUUGACUCUCUACUCUACAGAAACAUUGACCCUGUGGUUACGCUAUACCACUGGGACCUGCCCUUAAUGCUGCAGGAAAAAUACGGGGGAUGGAAAAACGAAUCAGUAAUUGAUAUCUUCAAUGACUAUGCCACCUUUUGCUUCCAGACCUUUGGGGAUCGUGUUAAGUAUUGGAUUACAAUCCACAAUCCGUAUUUAGUUGCUUGGCAUGGGUAUGGCACAGGCAUUCAUGCUCCUGGAGAGAAAGGGAAAAUAACAACCGUCUACUCUGUAGGACACAAUUUGAUCAAGGCUCAUGCAAAAGUUUGGCAUAACUACAAAAACCACUUUCAACCAUAUCAGAAGGGGAUGAUGUCCAUAGUGCUAGGAUCCCACUGGAUUGAACCUAACAAAUCGGAAGAUGCUUUGGACAUUGCUAAAUGUCAGCAGUCUAUGGAGAGAGUUCUCGGGUGGUUUGCUAAGCCCAUCCAUGGGGAUGGCGAUUAUCCAGAAGAACUGAAAAAUGAAUUCUCGUUUUUGCCACGCUUUACUGAGGAUGAAAAAAACUACAUAAAGGGAACAGCUGACUUCUUUGCAUUUUCCUUUGGCCCUAGUAACUUUAAACCUCCAAACACUCUACCAAAAAUGGGACAAAAUUUGUCACUCAAUUUGAGGGAAGUACUGAACUGGAUUAAACUGGAAUACAACAGCCCCCGAAUCUUGAUUGCAGAGAAUGGCUGGUUCACUGAUAGCCAUGUGAAGACAGAUGACACCACAGCCAUCUACAUGAUGAAAAACUUCAUUAAUAAGGUUUUACAAG